Molecule: messenger RNA, 657 nt
Organism: Nicotiana tabacum (common tobacco)
Lineage: Eukaryota; Viridiplantae; Streptophyta; Magnoliopsida; Solanales; Solanaceae
Source: RefSeq, a predicted model, not a curated record
AUGGCCAAAGCCUAUGAUAGAGUCUCACGGAGCUUCACAUGUAUCAUGCUGAGAAGAAUGGAAUUCUGUGAAAGAAUCAUUGACAUGAUUUGGAGAACCAUGUCUAAUAAUUGGCAUUCUGUCAUGGUUAAUGGCACCAGAUGGGGCUUCUUUCAAUCUACUAGAGGUCUAAAGCAAGGAGAUCCCCUGGCUCCUUCUCUAUUCAUUAUUGGAGCUGAACUGCUUUAUGAAGAAAGUUCAGGCCACAAAAUUAACAAGGAUAAGAGUCACUUCAUGACUUCAUCUGGUGCCUUUCAGUCUGCUAUUAGAAGGAUUAAAGCAGAAACUGGUUUCUCUGGGAGGGAAUAUCCACUAACCUACCUGGGAUGCCCUUUGUAUAUUGGUAGAAAGAGGAUCAUUCACUACAAUAAUCUCACAACUAAGAUAGUUGGUAGAAUCAAAGGCUGGCAUGGCAAAAUGUUAUCCUAUGGUGGUAGGGCUACUUUGAUAAAACAUAUGUUGCAAUCAAUUCUAAUCCACCUCUUGUCUGUAGUGUCUCCUCCAAAAACUGUUAUGAAGCAUAUUGAGAAAUUGGCAGCAAACUUCUUGUGGGGUCUGGAAAAAGACAAAUUGAAAUAUCACUGGGCUUCUUGGAAAAAGCUUGCCUACCCAGAAUGA